AUGCCCAAUAAGACAGACCUUGUCCGGUUUGCGCGACGCGGCGGUCCCGAUUUAACGGAUGUUCGUAAUUGUUCACCCCCGGUACCGGCACCAAAAAUUACACCAGGCAGUUACGAGCCGUCUCCCUUUAACACAACCACGACGACCGAGCCUAAAACGGAGAAAUCUACGCCGUACAACCGCGACUUCAACCAGCACUUGACAGACCACGACGUGCACGCCACCUACGACUCGCAGAAGCCGGCCAACUGGGCUGCUAUCCGAGCCGCUUUGCUCCAGCGGCGGCCGUCGCUCUUGUCGUCGCGGUUCUCCGAGUGUGCAUUUGACACGUUCCAAGAGAGUAACGACCGCGCCAAGAACGAAGACGCCGUGAUGGUAAAUGUUAUGCCGGCCAUACUAGGUACAGGCGCCCGUCCGGGCCACCAGACUUUAGAGUAUAACACGCUCUUUAGUAACCUCGCACCGCUCACAGACGGCACCAUUGUGCCGCCCAAGCCCGACAUCUAUUAUGGCGCUCAUCCUAAAGAGUUGUCCCAUCCCGUGCGUGACGCGCUCAGCGACUACAUUAUACCGUCGACUCUACGGGACAAGCCUCUAGUACCCAACUUCUUUACCGAAGUGAAAGGCCCGAAUGGCAACAUAGGUGUGGGCAAACUACAAGCUUGUUACGAUGGAGCUGUUGGGUCCCGUGCCAUACAUCGUCUACAAAACUACGGAAGAGAGAAACCGCAAUACGACGGCCACGCCUAUACGUUUAGUUCCAUAUAUCACGGCGGCCAGCUUCAGUUAUACGCCCACCACGCCACGGCACCAACGACUCAAGGAGGACGACCUGAGUACCAUGUAUCCCAGGUCAAGGCGUAUGCUAUGACCAGCGAUCGCGAAACGUUUGUUCAAGGAGUCACCGCGUUCAGAAAUGCCAGGGACUUGGCCCAGGAACACCGAGACCGCUUCAUUCGGGAUGCAAACGAGGCAGUAAGACAGGAAGCUUCCCAGUCCUCUCGGGUCCUUGUUACCGAGUCACACGAAGAGGGAGGCGAACGUGAAGAAGACAACACGGCCGAAGAAAGAAAGAAUGGAACAACGCCCGGCGGCGACCCAUUCCCUGUGCUCACACCGCCUGUUACGUCGACCGCGGGCAGCGCCACGAAGAAGCAGACGAAGCGACGGUACCCAGGAUCGCCGUCGGAGGUGUCGGUCCAUCGAACGCGAGCUGGAAAGAGACUUUGCCGCUCUUCUAUUUGA
Sporothrix brasiliensis 5110 is the source of this 1245-nucleotide messenger RNA. RefSeq lists its product as uncharacterized. The transcript is spliced from 2 exons. The record is from RefSeq and is a predicted model, not a curated record. NCBI's taxonomy places the organism in Eukaryota, Fungi, Ascomycota, Sordariomycetes, Ophiostomatales, Ophiostomataceae. The coding region runs from base 1 to 1245 and encodes 414 amino acids.